This is a messenger RNA of Sycon ciliatum, 1838 nucleotides long. Its product is annotated as leucine-rich melanocyte differentiation-associated protein-like. The transcript has a single exon. Gene Ontology annotation, biological process: melanocyte differentiation. The record is from RefSeq and is a predicted model, not a curated record. Bases 286 to 999 code for a protein of 237 amino acids. Lineage: Eukaryota; Metazoa; Porifera; Calcarea; Leucosolenida; Sycettidae.
UGCGGCCUCUGCACUUGUUGAACAAGUACUGCGUCCUUCACUUCUCAACUGCUAGUAAUUGUUACUACUGUAGUUAGUUCGGGCAUUUUGCAUUCGUUUCCUCAAUCUGUCUAGGAGUUUGUUCUUGAGGUCCAGUACAUGACUCAUGGAUUGAAGUUCAGUUCAUAGGACACCGUGUUUGUUUGAUUCCAGUGGCCGUGGUCAUUUGCUCUUUUCUGCGAGCUGUUUAGAACUGUGGAUUGAAAACGAUUUCUCAUAUUAAAGUUGCCGAGAACAUUUCAUGGAAUGGCUGAGCAGGAGGAAGGCGUUUUGUUCAACGAAGGGAACUUGACGUGUAUCGCGCAGAACUGGAGUUCUAUCCCGGACGAUGUGGUACAGCGGUAUGCAGCCACGACUAAGCGCCUGGACAUGAGCUUCAAUGUGCUGCGCGAGCUGUCUGGCCUUGAGAAUUUUACAUUGUUAGAGGAGCUGGUUGUGGAUAACAACGAGCUAGGGGAUAGCGUACGAUUUCCUCCUCUAAACCAUCUGCACACAGUCAUGUUGAAUAAGAAUGCCAUCAUGAACAUCGAUGGCCUGCUUGAGGACAUGGGGAAACAGCUGCCCGCACUGCGCUUUCUCAGUUUACUAGGGAACGUUGCGUGCCCGAACGAAUUGUCCAGUUCAGAGAAGGAUGAGGAUGAUUAUCGACGGUAUCGGCUGUAUGUCUUAUACAAGCUGCCCAACCUUCGCUUCCUCGACUCGCGUCCAGCAUCGCAGAAGGAAAAAGCCGAGGCGGCACGGUCCGGGCAGUUCAUGAAAGUUGUGCGCAUGGACGAGACGACGACGGACACGGGACGGCCACGGGCACGCUCGUCGGAGGUGAGCGGCGAGGACUACACGCCGCUGCCGCAAACGCUGGCCAGCGCGGGCGAUCACAAGGGCACGUUUGGUGUGUGCCGAUACGUUUACUACGGUCGCCACUCCGAGGGCAACCGCUUCAUCAGGAAUCGCGAUCUAUAAACGUCUAUUUCAACGUUUAUAUCUGUGAGUAGCCAUCAUUUAGAGAACAUGUCCGUACAGUACUGUUUGUGAAAGUAGACCAGUCAUGAAAGGUCUGCAACAUGAUAAACUUCUGGGAUGCAGAGUUUUUUUUGAGAAGAUCUCCCGUCCUGUGAUACUUGUAGCUGUGAAUGAUGUUUAAUUUGAUUUUGUGUAGGCGGCAAUGGUCAUCCGCACCGAGACAACCUAAUGGAAUGAUGUCACUAAGUUGUUCAUGCCUGUUCUGUGAUUUAUUUAGCACAGUUUGUGGUUUCCUGGCGCGCAUGUGCAUUCUUCUUCCACAUGGAACACAUCCGUAUCACGUGCCACCUUACUAGAGCUAGAGUUAGUUAGCCUUUCCGCUAGAGCCGUCUAUUGUAAUUUUAUUCGCUCCACUUAGUGUGAAACAGCCUGCAGUCUCUAUGCAUAUGUCUUUAUGAGCAGCUGCUGGAACAGCUGUUGUAGUGCUAUUAAUAUCGCUGUACUUUUUUUUUACUUGCUCGCUUAUUUGUACAGCGCUAGCGUGCAACUGCUUCACAUGACUUUGUUUUAGGUAUGGGCAUGUGUAAAGUGCGCAUUUUGCCUCGUGCGUUAACCUCAUUUUCAGUGAGAAAUGCCUUUUUCUAAUUUGCUACAGUGCAUGCACAUGUAUACAGAAGCCGCACAUGUGUGUCGCACUGAAAGUAAAGGUGUAUGUUUGAGGCUUCGUAGGUUUCUCUUUUCCCAGUUCAGUUCCAGCCCUUCUAUUUUCCUUAACCUUAACAAAGGACUUACCCUAAGUCUUUCCACCUCUUAUUGAUUGUAGUUCUCUGUUCCCAUAA